AUGUCUUGCUGGAACGGAUUUACCAAGAAAGCCUUUCGUAACUGGGGCCCUAUGAUCAAAUUGGCCAUUCCGGGCUUGGUUAUGAUCGAGGCAGAGUGCUUAGCAUUCGAAAUACUGACGUUCGCUGCCAGCUACUUCGGCACAGAGAUCUUGGCGGCACAAUCGGUGCUGGCGACCGUCAGCUCUCUGACCUUCCAGAUUCCAUUCCCUCUUUCAAUUGCCGGUUCUACACGAGUCGCCAACCUUAUUGGUGCCACUUUGGCAGACGCUGCGAAGGUGAGCAUGAGAGUUACCGUAUUCGCAGCAACAUUGGUAGGCGUUUUCAAUGUCACUCUGCUCUCUGCGCUCAAAGACUACAUUCCACGACUGUUCACAAGCGACCCAGAAGUCAUCAGAAUCGUUGCGGAGAUUCUGCCUCUUUGCGCUGCCUUCCAGCUAUUCGAUGCUUUGGCCGCUUGCUGCAAUGGCAUGCUUCGAGGACUUGGCAGACAAGAAUUCGGGGGAUAUGUACAACUUGGCUGCUACUACGUCUUUGCCUUACCGAUCUCUUUUGGCACAGCGUUUGGAGCUGGUUGGGGCUUGUGGGGUCUGUGGACCGGCGUUGCCAUGGCUCUUGGACUGGUUGCAGCCAUUGAGUUUGUGUAUCUCGGUAGGAUAGACUGGGAGAAGAGUGUGGAAGAAGCUAGAGACCGCAAUAUGGCUGAGUGA
Molecule: messenger RNA, 708 nt
Organism: Cyphellophora attinorum
Lineage: Eukaryota; Fungi; Ascomycota; Eurotiomycetes; Chaetothyriales; Cyphellophoraceae
Product: putative transporter
Exons: 1
Coding region: 1-708 (235 amino acids)
Biological process (GO): transmembrane transport
Cellular component (GO): membrane
Molecular function (GO): xenobiotic transmembrane transporter activity; antiporter activity
Source: RefSeq, a predicted model, not a curated record